Molecule: messenger RNA, 5068 nt
Organism: Cricetulus griseus (Chinese hamster)
Lineage: Eukaryota; Metazoa; Chordata; Mammalia; Rodentia; Cricetidae
Source: RefSeq, a predicted model, not a curated record
AAAGGGUCCUGGGGUUAAAUUUGCUAGAGGCUCACCUGUCUUGAGGCAGUAUACCAGGCGUGGCCAACACAAUGAGAAGUCCACCAUCUGUUUUGUAUCCCUGGACAGAAUGCCCACUGAAGUCUUGCUGAAUAUAUUUUCCUACUUGGAUGCUGUGAGCUUGCUGUGCACUGGAUGUGUGAGCAGACGCUUUUAUCACUUGGCCAGUGACAAUCUUAUUUGGAUCAAAAUCUACUCAGCUGCAUUUUCACCGAAAAGAUCACACUGGAAAGUUAACUCAGUGGAGGAGACAGCCACAUCUGUGAGCUUACUCUCAGUUGAGGAUAAAGAAGCUGGGUACUGGAAGAAAGAAUAUAUUACAAAACAGAUCUCAGAUGUGAAAGAAGCACUAGCCCAAAUUGUCAAACCUGUCAACUCCUACACAGGCCUUCCUGUGAAAAUCAAAGAGGCCCUCAGAGUAUUUGGCCUACAUUUUGCAAUUAUAUUGAGAGAAAAAAGUGGAAAAGAGCACGUCAUGCAGCAUGUUGAUCUUUCCUUCAAUGACACAUCUGUCACUGUUGUGUGGUAUGAUAAAAAUUGGCCACAUCUGGCCAAAUUGUCCACCCUGGAUCUGUGUGGUGUGACGCCAGUUUUUGCAGACCGGUAUAAAACCUUUGACCCCUAUGGACCACGAUGGCUAUCUUUAAUUGCACAGUAUGAUCUGAGUCAUUUAAGCAAGGCUGCCAUGAUUGGCUGUGAUAGACUUGUCCGGGUAUUCUGUCUAAAUCCUGGACUCCUGGUGGGGCUAUGGCAGAAGGGUGACGGACUGGCUUUUGUCAUGGCAAAUCUUCAUUUUCAUCGCCUCGUGGAGAGAAGCACAUUAGGCUCAAUCACUCUCCCCUAUGUGCCACCUCCUCAUCAUAGUCCCUUUGUGGAUGACAGCCCAGACUAUGGACUUCAAGGCUACCAGCUCCACAUUGACAUGCAUGGUGGUGGGACUUUCUACCUGUGCAGUACACUUUACACCCUCUUCUCUAGCAAAGAGUGCAUUGAGAAUGGAUAUGCAAAGUUCAUGGUGAUAAAUUUAAACAAUAACAGAGAACACCUACCUCUUAUUGGAAAAGUUGGACUUACAUGGAGAACUACUAUUUUUGAUGGCUUUAUUGAGAACUGUGGUGACCGUGACCCAAGACCAGGGGCUGGAUUCCUGUGGAGCCUGACCUUCAGACCAUUUGGUAUUGGUGAUUUACCCUGCUUAUCUGAGCAAAUCCUAACCCUUGGUAAAAAUCGAAUAUGUCACAUAUAAAGUAUUAUUGUUUCCUAUCUUUGAGUACAGAUGUGACCUUUUGUUUUUCUGUGACUGAAAUGGCCAUGAUGUAAAAACAUAUUAAAAAUAUUAAUGUUAAAAAUAGACCUUGAGGACCAAGAAAGGCAGAAUAUAAAUAUGGCAUGCUUAAAGUGUCAGAGUAAUUUUAAAGUUGUUUAAUUCCAGUUUCUUUUCACAGCAAGAUCAAAGCAGGUAUUUAGUUCUCUGUGGUUAGAAAUGGAAGCAUAGUAAUUAUAUCAUGAGAUAAAGCUUUAUCUUAGCUCUAAUAUUGAAAACAAAGUCUCCUCUGGAACUGCUUGUAAGGAGGACUCAAUCCUAAUCCUGAGUCCUUUAGCAAUAAUUAUGCGGGGGUUUCCACAGCAUAUCUCACAGAGGCUGCACCACCAGCUGCAGAAUCCGACUCUCCAUCAAGCUCCGGGCAUUGUUUCUGUACGUCACUCCAUCUAAAGGCGUGAUUCUGUGUCUUUGAAGUAGUGGGUUGUGGUCCUGGACAGUUUCUCCAGUAAUACCUUUUCUCACAGGGAAGAGUUUGUUGUCUCUCCUGAGUUGGAGGUUGGGUGGAUCUGCAUAUGCCAUUUAUCUAUAGAGCCAGUAUUAUAUAUUAUGGCAAAUUUAUUUUUGUAGCUUCCUAAGAAAAUCCCUAAGUGAGGGAUAUCGUGUUCCAUGUGUUUGCCAUAUAGUUCAGGAUUUCCCUCUAGGAAUCUGACCACCAUAAGCAUAGUGAACAGUAAGAAUGCAAUUUAAGAAAUUGGCUUUCGGGACUUUAGUCUCUUUGUUUCAUUUUGUUUAAAGGAAGGACAUAAAGUAGAAAAAGGCUUUAGCUUUUGGGUAUACUUCUCCAUGUUUUUACCUCUCACAUUGGAGAAACUAAAGCAGGAGGAUAACAAUCAAUACAAGGCUAGCCUGGGCUACAGAGUAAGGCUCUGUCUGGAAAAUAAAAUAAUUCUUAGUUACAUAUGACUAUUAAAAAUAGAAAUGAAAGAUAAUCUCCUCAACCCAGAAUUGUAGACAUACCCUUCUAAUGUAUAAGAUGACAAGGCAUGAAGGAAAAACCAAAAGAAGACAAAAAAAGGAUCGCCAAAAGAAAUCCAUGAAUGAGAGAUUCUGAUAGGAAUAGAGACUGAUUAGGGAAUAUGUCAUUGUGAAGUAUACCGAACACACACCUGGCUGUCCACACCACUGCACAAGAAGCACAGUUACCCUAGAGCACUGUCCUGCGUGGGUCACAUGACAUUCAGUCACUGCAAGCAUCUGUAAUGUGUUUCUACCACAUAAAAAGGAGAACUGGUCUAUGACCUGUGAGUUGAACUUCCACGACUGAGCUCCUGGCUAGGCUUGGGAUGCUCCCCACUGCAUCACGACCAAGCCAGCAAGUUUUAGCUUCCUGCACUCCUGAGCUCUAGGAGACCAGUGCUUCCUCAUGGGAACUGUGAAGCCCAGACCUCUGUCAAUCAACCUAACAAAGCAUCGCUUUGUUCACUUAGCAGAACCAGAUUUGGGUGGCAAACAUUAUCAGCAUUUACCCAGAGGGGAGUUUUACACAUGAGAAGGAUGUAUCUACAAUUCUCAAACAAAAGAGAUUCUUUUAUUUCUAAGUCAUGGCAUAGUUUGAAUUUCAUCCACACCAGGCAGGAUUAGUGGUGGGCUGCAGGAAGAUGGUUGGGGAAGUGGAACUAGGGUGGCAUCAGACUUCAGACAACUGAUGGUCAGUGAUGUUGUGCCAGUGUCCAAGUCGCAAUUCCAGUGCAGUUUUUCUGGCAUGACCAUGGGCUUGAAUAAAUUAUACCAAACUUGAUGGAUCUUUGGGUCAUCCGAGUUGUUGAGCAAGAACUUGUAUAUUUAAUUAUUGAACCUGAAAGAGGUUCAGCCUCUUUGGUGGUACACUUUGGAAGUCAUGGACACCUUGGUUAAUAUGAAUUGUGGAUGUAGACAAAUUCCUUCUAUGGAGAAAGUGACUAUAUAUAAUAAAACCAGUGCUUUAGGUCAAGCUGCGAGGACCACUAUUAGGGCCUCAUAGAAGCUAUGGGUGUUCUGGAAGUGCUGGAAAGGUAGUAUUUGAAGCAAAGACUGCUACACAGUGCUGAGCCUGCCCAGAUGGAGACUUAGCAGAUGUUCACUGUGUUUAGAGACCUUGGGAAGAGAUGGGGUCAGAGUGGGUUGAAGUGUGAGCAGGAGGUAAGGCUUUGAACAAAGGAAGAUAGGUUUGCCUGCAGAGAGAAGGGAGAGCAAGGAGCACUGGGGCUCUGGGAGAUUUAUUACUCUCUGUGUGUCUGUCCCUUUGUUCCUCCCUCCCUCUGAAUACCCCCACCCCCACCCCAGCAGUCAUUCUAACAAGUCUGAAUGUUAAAAGCUGAUGGAACAGAGGCAAUAUUCACUGUGUCAGAGGCUACCUCCUUGUUGGUGGGUCAUACCAAAACCCAUCUGAUAGAAGCACACUUAGCACAGAUGGGCAAGUAAGGCGGUGGUGGGGGCAGAGUUUGUAUUUGCCACUGGAAAGAUAGGAAGGUGUUGCUCUGCCAUCUCUCUGGCAAGAGUACAUGAUGUGCAGGGGUGAGUAGGACACAGAGGGUCAUAGGAGAGGUUGAGGUAUGCCAGUUCAGGGCGGAGAUGGUAUCCCAUAAUGCACAGUAGACUCAAAAAACUGUGAGCAUGGCCAUGGCUACCUGUGGAUAGCUCCAUCUGUGGCUGUGUACUGUGCUGGGUGGUUAGAUGCAGACACACAUGAGACACCUCAGUUCAGGCACAGCUUGGUUUUAGCCGAUCUGGAGCCAGGCCAGAUGAAGUGUUGAUGAAGAGGCCAGUCCAGUGAAGAACAGUGAAAUGGAAGCGGAUGACAUGAGGCCUGAGGAGAGCUAGAGGGCUGGUAUGUUAGGGGUCAUGGGUCAUGGGUCAUGGGUCAUAGGUCAUGAUGCUCCCCAAAUCUUUUCACACACACAAACACAUGUGGCCACACACACUCCUUUCAUCUAAGCAGAUGUGUUAAUUUCUUUCUUUUAACAUAGUUGUGCCUCACACAUGUAGUCGAGGAUGCACUAGCAGUGAUGGUAUACAGUGGGCCGGUGGGCUGGGAACCAGGAGUAACUGAGAAAGCAGGACGUUGAAGAGACAGGUUAGAAGCAGGGCCCACACUGUUGAUUCUGGAAGUGCCGCAUUCCCAGGAGGUAAAACUGGGGAUGAAUGAGUGAAGUUGAAGAGAAAAUCAUAGGAGUCGGAUAGCCCAGACUGAGAGUCUGUCACUGGAUCCACUAGCAAUUGGGGUUACUCAGGAGAUGGUGAGUCUUGGAGGAGAGAAUGAGAGGGAGACUUAGGGGGAUGGCGAGUCUAGAGCAGUGGCCGUGUGAGCAAGAGGAUGGUGGGCAGCAGAGAGAAGACACAUGAGGCCAGUGUGGGAGAGCUGGACGUUUGGAGUCUUGAGGAAACAGGUGACAAGAAUGAAAGGUGACAGUCUGCUAGAGCAUUGAGAAGCUACUGUCCAGGGCAGGAUGCCACCCUCCUGUGAAUGAUGGCACAGACCUCUCAUUUGUGGAAGACCUGCUGCCUCUAGACAGGUUACGGUACUGCCAGCUCCUUGUGCACACACGUGGAUGAGCACGGCUGCUGAGGAAGUCUGGUAAGUACUAACUGACUGGGUUUUGAAUAAAAAGUGGGUCCAGUGAUGUGUAUGAGAGGACUCUGAUGCCACAAGCAGCCUUCCCAGUCAGUUUUACAGAGUCACAAUUCCCAUGGAAAUGAGCCUGUUAUCCCGACACUUGUGAAUCUUAA